UUAUAUAACCUAAUAUUGAUGUUUGAGCCGUUAGAGUGUAGUCGGCUGCCCCCUGGAGGUAGUACGUUGCUGUCAUCUGCCUAGUUCACGGCCCUUCCAGUAAUUUGUCAUCCGCCGUUUACUGUGCCGGUACUUAAAGACUUGUUGGGCCGCGCAGGAUUUGUGUAAGGCGGCCAUCCGUCAGUGUCAGUCGUAGGACAUCGCGUGUGCGCUGUGCAGGCAUACGAUUCCGACUGUGGGAGUGUUGAGUCGGAACCUUACAGCGACUGGUUUGAACUCGUACAACUCCGACCGUGGUGAACCCGUUUGUGUCCCAGCCGGAACUUGAUAGUGGCCGCCAUGGCAAACGAUGGUUUGUCCGAUUGGGGCUCCGGCAACGGGAGCUGGCCCGCGGUCAACGCGUCCACGGCGUCCCCGUGGCCGGAGGAAGACGACGAUGGGUUCAUGGAAGACUACGAGUACGACCUGGAGACGGCGAUGGGCUUCUUCGACUGGUGGGAGCUCGUGCCCACGCUGGCCGUGUACGCCAUCACUAUGCUUUUGGGAGUGGCCGGCAACGCGCUCAUCAUCUUCACGACUGCGCGCUACCGCCGCAUGAAGUCCACCACCAACGUGUUCCUGUGCAGCCUCGCGUCGGCCGACCUGCUGCUGCUGCUCAUCUGCAUUCCUGUCAAGGUGUCGAUCAGCGACGUUAUGUGGGCAAAGUAG
Molecule: messenger RNA, 708 nt
Organism: Gryllus bimaculatus (two-spotted cricket)
Lineage: Eukaryota; Metazoa; Arthropoda; Insecta; Orthoptera; Gryllidae
Source: the annotation of a GenBank genome assembly